This is a messenger RNA of Trichechus manatus latirostris (Florida manatee), 2610 nucleotides long. RefSeq names its product phosphopantothenoylcysteine decarboxylase (gene PPCDC). Gene Ontology annotation, cellular component: phosphopantothenoylcysteine decarboxylase complex. Gene Ontology annotation, molecular function: phosphopantothenoylcysteine decarboxylase activity; FMN binding. The transcript is spliced from 5 exons. Gene Ontology annotation, biological process: coenzyme A biosynthetic process. Bases 42 to 596 code for a protein of 184 amino acids. The record is from RefSeq and is a predicted model, not a curated record. NCBI's taxonomy places the organism in Eukaryota, Metazoa, Chordata, Mammalia, Sirenia, Trichechidae.
GCGGGUGAGGAGUUGAAGGUCCUAAAUCUUAACAGAACCUGAUGGAGGCUAGGAUUGGUGGGCUUCCAGGACUCGAAGCCACUGGUUGCCACAUGGAGCCAAGAGCCUCAUGUCAAGCUGCUGCAUCAUUGGUGGAGGGAAAAUUCCACGUUCUUGUGGGUGUCACCGGGAGUGUUGCAGCACUGAAGUUGCCCCUUCUGGUGUCAGGCCUUUUGGACAUUCCUGGGCUGGAAGUAGCAGUGGUCACAACUGAGAGAGCCAAACAUUUCUACAGCCCCCAGGAUGUUCCUGUCACCCUCUACAGUGACGCUGAUGAAUGGGAGAUGUGGAAGUGCCGCUCUGACCCCGUUCUUCACAUUGACCUGCGGAGGUGGGCAGACCUCAUGCUAGUAGCACCUCUGGAUGCCAACACUCUGGGGAAGGUGGCCAGUGGUAUCUGUGACAACUUGCUUGGCAGCACAAGAAUCAGAAAUGUCACGCAACUGCUUCUGAACAAAGAGCCCUGGAGUCAGACCCCAGUGAUCGACAGGUUGUUUACACCGAAAGCUUCCUGGUGGAACCAAAUAUUCUACAACAUACACACGAGCCAGGUUUGAUAUGACCUGGGGCAAGGCAAUGGGAAGUAUCAGGCCAGCAGAGCUGCCAGUUGUCUAAUAGCAAAGGAAUGUCGGGAGUAGGUGGGUAGAGGGCCCAAGGCAGACUGGAGAUUUGAACUUUGAGGUCUUUGGAGGUCAUGAUACUAACCCAGGUGUGAUCUGUGAGCAUGUUGUCUUAUUGCUCCAGUGGGCUGGUCUCAUGGUAGCUUUAUCUGCUGAGAUUACUGUACAUGGUUACCCUUUGCCUGCUGGCCCAGAUAGCAGGUUCCUAGGGAUUAGAGGCCCAGCAGAUUCCAUUUCAGGCCCCUGGAUUCCUGGAAGAUGAGGGAGAGUUCAAAGGUGCUUCUAUUUGGGAAAAAUAGGUGCAGGCUGAAGGGUUUCCAGUUCUAGUGAUAGACUUGGAAGCAGCCAGCAAGCACAGAAACCCAUGGAUGUAAACAGGAAAGGAGAGCUGAGAUGUCCCUCAGGGCCUGCAGUGGAGGUUUGGGAGUGGGAGUGAAGAUUAUUUCUUGCUCUCAGGAGAGAUCAUGUCCAGGUCCUGGUUUAGGAGCUUCUGUAUCACCUGGAACUCCCCUAUGUCCCAGUGAUUUCUGAAAAUCGCUUUCCUAGUAGGGGUGAAGUUGAGCUCCAGAGUACCACUCUCAGGCUGGGGUUAUCUGGGAAAAUUGUCAUAAUGGGAAUGAGGACAAGAAGGCCAUGGGAGGGAGCUCAUGUUUAUCUGACAUCAGGCCUGUUCCAGACACUGUUCUUUGCAUACCUUAUCUCAUUUAAUCUUCCUAACCAUCCUGCAAGAUAGGUAUUGUUAUCCCCGUUUAAAAGCUGAGAUCUUGAGGCUUAGAGAGAAGGGUAUAAAAAUUCUCCAAACGACAAACCAAGACAUGGCCUCUUAGAGAGGAGAGUAGAAAUGGAUGGUGUUACUCAGACAGGCUAGCCCUGAACUGGAAAUAGAAAAGGCUGCAGUAGACUGACCAUGUAUUUUGUUGUCUAAACUGGGCACUUCUGAGAAUGAAGGGGGCACUAUUAAUAAACACACAGGACAACAGGUGUCAAUCGGGACUGUCUUGGGCAAACCAGGAUGUAUGGUCACCCUGCACACAGGGCACUAGAGGGGAGUAUGCCCUGAGAAGGAACAGCCACUAUUUAUAACAGAAUCCUCAUAGCAACCCUCAGGUGGUUAUUAUCUCCAUUUGACAAAUGAGGAAACUGAGGCUCAAACAGGCUACUUAACUUUCUCCAGAUCCCACAGCUAGUAAGAGCGGAAUCUCUGACUGGCUUGAAGGCCUGGCUCUGUCUGUGGGUCAUGCUGCCUCCUAGGGCCCAGGACCUUUGGAAGGCACGAGGUCAACUGAAGAGAAUGGGGCUAGAGGCCUUUGUUCUUGGAGUGUGACAGACCAUUUACCAGACUGUCCCUGUAGUGUUUGCAUGGCCUCUCCCAGGGCUGGCAUGCAAGCAGUGUCUGGGGAGGGCAAGUGAGUGUGAGGUGGAGGGGCUAGGGCAGGAUAGAGGCUCCACUCACCCUGAAGGCUUCUAUAGCCUUCUCUGAUCUUCCUGGACCUCCAGUGGGGUGGUAGCCAAGGUCAAGGCUUUGGUGGGAUUUUUCUAGGUAGAAAAAGUCAUUCAGUGAGUUGCCCCAUUUCUAGAUUGUUGAACAGGAACACUGAGAAAUUGGAUGGCAGCCAUCCUGGAGCCACAACUGUCCCCUCUGGUCUACAGAUCCUGCUGUGGCCCUAGCUCCAUCCUUCUGGUCCCCAGAAAGGGCUGAGGUGGUCUGGGAUGUGGGGAUACUCUAGGUUGGGGCAGAAGGUGUGUGCGAACACCCACGUGUAGAGGGUUUGUGAGCCUCGGAGGAUCUGACGUGCAGCUCGUUCCUGCUAUGUUCACCAGUCAGCCUGACCUUCCAGGGGUGAGUCAGCGGCCACAGCACAGACAAUAGGUGGCUCAGGCCAAAGCUCAGAUGGCCUUUGAAGUCCUCUUGACAAUUGCAUCACAAGUGGGAUGGGCAGGAAAUUAACCU